AGCGCCGGCUCGUCCUCCCGCUCGGUCCGGUGCGCGCCGGGCGUGAGGGGCGCGCCGUCCGGGGGCCGGCCGGCUUGGUGCGGAUCUACUCGCCGCGCUUUCUCCGGAAAGAUCUCUUUGGGAGAGACUGCACGACGCGCUCGCCUUGCUCUUGGACUUGGGAGGAGCGCUAGGAAGAAGGGGACCGCUUUCUAGCCGCCGAGGAGACCUCACUUCUUUGUUUUUUAUGUCUGGAGAAAUGGACGAAGACGGUGAAGUCAGUUGAAGUCCGAAGAAAUAAUCAUCAGGGCAUUUCGAAGGCGCUUCAUCAAAACCUUCAUUCCCUGGCGCUUUACUUGUCUCACCGGCACUGCACCUUCUAGGAGCCUGGUGUGGAAUUCUUACCCUUUGGGUGUCUGGUGGCAUUUCCCCCCCAAUGUGGACUCCCAUGGGUUGGUCCCUUCUUUGUAAUUUGAAAUGAAAUGAUGGCCACACGUCGGACUGGUCUGCCGGAGGGAGAUGGUGACAACAAGCUCAAGGCCUGCGGGUCCCCCGCCUGUGAGGUAUCAAAAAGUAAAGAUGGAAAAGAACAAAGUGAAACUGUAUCACCAUCCGAAGAUGAAACAUUCUCCUGGCCAGGUCCCAAAACAGUUAUGUUGAAAAGAACAUCUCAAGGCUUUGGUUUUACAUUAAGGCAUUUUAUUGUUUAUCCCCCAGAGUCUGCAAUUCAAUUUUCAUAUAAGGAUGAAGAAAAUGGCAACAGAGGAGGAAAACAAAGAAACCGCUUGGAACCGAUGGAUACCAUCUUUGUCAAACAGGUUAAAGAGGGAGGACCUGCUUUUGAAGCUGGAUUGUGCACAGGUGAUCGAAUUAUAAAAGUCAAUGGAGAAAGUGUUAUUGGAAAGACCUAUUCCCAAGUAAUUGCUUUAAUCCAGAACAGUAUGUGUCUAUUCAAUUUCAGCGAUACCACAUUGGAACUUAGUGUUAUGCCAAAAGAUGAAGACAUUCUCCAAGUGGCGUAUUCUCAAGAUGCCUACCUGAAGGGCAACGAAGCCUACAGCGGCAAUGCCCGCAACAUACCUGAACCUCCACUGGUCUGCUACCCCUGGCUGCCACCCGCCCCGGUGCAGCCCCCCGAAACAGCCCCUCCAGACUCCUCCACGAGCAAACCGCAGGCCAGUCCCCCAGUACUGACGCAGCCCGGCAGGGCCUACAGGAUGGAAAUACAAGUGCCUCCGUCACCACCAGAGGUGGCCAAGUCAAACACAGCAGUGUGUGUCUGCAGUGAAAGCGUAAGGACCGUCAUUGUACCUUCUGAGAAGGUUGUAGAUUUGUUGCCUAAUAGAAGCGGCCACACAGUUCCCUCCCACAGGACUGAGGAGGUGAGGUAUGGCAGAAGCGAGCAGACCUCUUUCAAAACAUCAUCAAGAAAGACAUCGCCACCAUCCUCCAUUCCCACGUCCCAUCUAAUCCAUCAGACCGGCUCCAGGUCGUUGGAACCUUCUGGCAUCUUACUUAAAUCAGGCCAUUACAGUGGACACUCAGAAGGAGUGGCAAGCAGCAGAUCUCCAGCUGUGGAUUCUCCUCCCGUAUCUGUCAAUCACUAUUCUCCGAACUCCCAUCAGCACAUAGACUGGAAAAACUAUAAAACUUACAAAGAGUAUAUUGAUAACCGGCGGUUGCACAUGGGUUGUCGGACAAUUCAAGAAAGAUUAGAUAGUUUAAGAGCAGCCUCGCAGAGCACAACAGAUUAUAACCAGGUGGUACUGAACCGCGCUGCCUUGCAGAUACGACGUCGGAGCACCUCUCAGGACCGAGUGCCCCAGUCCGUUCAGAUCCGGCAACGCAGCGUGUCUCAGGAGAGGCUGGAGGACUCGGUGUUAAUGAAGUACUGUCCAAGGAGUGCAUCUCAAGGAGCGCUGACCUCUCCUUCUAUUAGUUUUAGUAACCAUAGAACUCACUCGUGGGAUUAUAUCGAGGGACAGGGUGACACCUUAGAAAACGUCCAUUCUGAAUGUCCACCACCCGAUGUAAAGGGAGAACGAAAGCAGACUUACAAGUGGAGUGGAUUUACCGAACAGGAUGAUCGGCGAGGUAUUUAUGAAAGGCAUAGGCAGCAAGAAAUUCACAAAUCUUUCCGAGGUUCCAAUUUUACAGUGGCUCCGAGUGUUGUGAAUUCCGACAACAGGCGAGUGAGUGGCAGAGGGGUGGAAUUGGUGUCUCAGUUUAAAAGAAUUCCAGCAGAUCUGAAACCACUGCAGCCCAACAGAAAUUUUCAAACUACCUGCGGAAUGUCCCAGCCUCGAGGUAUUUCACAAGACAGGUCACCUCUUGUGAAAGUCCGAAAUAAUUCUCUGAAAGCACCUACGCACGUCACAAAACCACCCUCCAGCCAGAACUCGUUUGUUUCCAUCAAAGACCAAAGACCAGUAAAUCACUUGCAUCAAAACAGUCUCUUGAAUCAGCAGACAUGGUUAAGGACUGAAAGUGCCCCCGAUCACCAAGUGGACACUGGGAAACCCCCGUCUCUAUCCGGAGCUUCUGUUAAGCCCACCCCUCCGAUGAGUGAGAACGCUGGCACUCCAGAUUUGGAAUUAUCCGUCACUCAAAGGAAUCAAGAUUUAAAUUUACAAGAGGCUGAAAUUCAGCAAUCAAAUGCUGUAGAUAGUAAAGAAACUGUCAUCCUAAGAGAAAAACCUCCAUCUGGUCGCCAAACGCCGCAGCCUUUAAGGCAUCAGUCUUACAUCUUGGCAGUGAAUGACCAAGAGCCAGGGUCAGACACCACUUGCUGGCUACCUAAUGAUGCUCGCCGAGAGGUCCAUAUAAAAAGGAUGGAGGAGAGGAAGGCCUCAAGUACCAGUCCACCCGGUGAUUCCUUGGCUUCCAUCCCAUUUAUAGAUGAGCCGACUAGCCCCAGCAUCGAUCACGAUAUCCCACACAUCCCCGCCUCUGCGGUCAUCUCUGCUUCCACCUCCCAGGUACCCUCCAUAGCAGCGGCCCCUCCCAGCUUCACAACUUCAGCUCCUUUAAUUCGACGUCAGCUCUCCCAUGACCAGGAAUCUGUUGGACCUCCCAGCCUGGAUGCCCAGCCCAGCUCAAAGACAGAACGAUCAAAAUCAUACGAUGAGGGCCUGGAUGAUUACAGAGAAGAUGCAAAACUGUCCUUUAAGCAUGUAUCUAGCCUGAAGGGAAUCAAGAUCACAGACAGCCAAAAGUCAUCAGAAGAUUCUGGAUCCCGGAAAGAUUCUUCCUCAGAGGUUUUCAGUGAUGCUGCCAAGGAAGGGUGGCUUCAUUUCAGGCCACUUGUCACCGAUAGGGGCAAGCGAGUUGGUGGAAGUAUUCGACCAUGGAAGCAGAUGUAUGUUGUACUUCGGGGCCAUUCGCUGUACCUGUACAAAGAUAAACGAGAACAGACGACUCCGUCUGAAGAGGAACAGCCCAUCAGUGUUAACGCUUGCUUAAUAGACAUCUCUUACAGCGAGACCAAGAGGAAAAAUGUCUUUCGACUCACCACGUCCGACUGCGAGUGCCUGUUUCAGGCUGAAGACAGGGACGACAUGCUAGCCUGGAUCAGGAGCAUCCAGGAGAGCAGCAACUUAAAUGAGGAGGACACUGGAGUUACUAACAGGGAUCUGAUUAGUCGAAGAAUAAAAGAAUACAACAGUCUGAUGAGCAGCAAAGCAGAGCAGUUGCCAAAGACCCCUCGCCAGAGUCUCAGCAUCCGGCAGACUCUACUUGGUGCUAAAGCAGAGCCUCGGACUCAAAGUCCACACUCCCCGAAGGAAGAGUCAGAAAGGAAGCUUCUCAGUAAAGAUGACACUAGUCCCCCAAAAGACAAAGGCACAUGGAGAAAAGGCAUUCCAAGUAUUAUGAGAAAGACAUUUGAAAAAAAGCCUACUGCUACAGGAACGUUCGGGGUCAGACUGGAUGAUUGCCCGCCAGCUCAUACUAAUCGGUAUAUUCCAUUAAUAGUUGACAUAUGUUGCAAAUUAGUUGAAGAAAGAGGUCUUGAAUAUACAGGUAUUUAUAGAGUUCCUGGAAACAAUGCAGCCAUCUCAAGUAUGCAAGAGGAACUCAACAAGGGAAUGGCUGAUAUUGAUAUACAAGACGAUAAAUGGCGAGAUUUGAAUGUGAUAAGCAGUUUACUAAAAUCCUUCUUCAGAAAACUCCCUGAACCACUUUUCACAAAUGAUAAAUAUGCCGACUUUAUUGAAGCCAAUCGUAAGGAAGAUCCUCUAGAUCGUCUGAAAACAUUAAAAAGACUAAUUCAUGAUUUGCCCGAACAUCAUUAUGAAACACUCAAGUUUCUUUCGGCUCAUCUGAAGACAGUGGCAGAAAAUUCAGAAAAAAAUAAGAUGGAACCAAGAAACCUAGCCAUAGUGUUUGGUCCAACUCUCGUGAGGACCUCUGAGGAUAACAUGACGCACAUGGUCACUCACAUGCCAGACCAGUACAAGAUCGUAGAGACACUUAUCCAGCACCAUGACUGGUUUUUCACAGAAGAAGGUGCUGAAGAACCUCUUACAACAGUGCAGGAGGAAAACACAGUAGACUCCCAGCCAGUGCCAAACAUAGAUCAUUUACUCACCAACAUUGGAAGGACAGGCGUCUCCCCUGGAGAUGUAUCAGAUUCAGCUACUAGUGACUCAACAAAAUCUAAGGGUUCUUGGGGAUCCGGAAAAGAUCAGUAUAGCAGGGACCUGCUUGUGUCGUCCAUCUUCGCGGCCGCCAGUCGCAAGAGGAAGAAACCGAAAGAAAAAGCACAGCCCAGCAGCUCGGAAGACGAACUGGACAAUGUGUUUUUUAAGAAAGAAAACGCAGAGCAGGGUCACAACGAUAUUAAAGAAGAGUCCAAAAAAGAGAGCGAGACACCGGGCAGGAAACAAAGGACCGUGGCUUGCAAAGAAAAUCACGCGAAGAAAGACGGCAGCGCGGCCAGAGCUGAUCAGCGAGCCCUGCGGGGGGAGAGCGCGGAGCCCCCGGCCCCCCAGGGCGCCAAGCAGAGCAGGUCGCCCACCCCGAGCUGUCGCCUGGCCAUCCUGAAAGAGGGCCCCAGAGCCCUCGCGGCCCAGAAGGCCUCCCACCCGGACGAGACGGGGCCCGACUCCGGCGCCCUGGCGAGGUUUUCCACCAAGAAAUCCACCAGCCCCGAACCCAGAGUCGGCGAGUUUCUGGUCAGUGUCGGCACCAUCACCGCCGACGACCCGGCAACGUCGCCCGCCCCCUCCGUGACCGGCCUCGACUCCAGCCGGCUGAGCCCCGAAGUGCAGUCGGUGGCCGAGAGCAGGGGCGACGACGCCGACGACGAGAGGAGCGAGCUGGUCAGCGAGGGGCGGCCGGUGGAGACGGACAGCGAGAGCGACUUCCCCGUCUUCCCCGCCGCGCUGGCCUCCGAGAGGCUCCUGCGAGGAAAGCUGCAAGAGGCCACGAAGACGAGCCGGCGGAACUCGGAAGGCAGUGAAGUCAGCGGUACAGAGGGGAGUUUAACGCCGAGUUUAGAGAGCCGGAGACUGCUGUUCAGUUCCCAUAAGCUGAUUGAGUGUGACACUCUGUCCAGGAAAAAAUCCGCCAGAUUCAAGUCAGACAGCGCGACUCUAGGAGAUGCCAAGAAUGAGAAGGAAGCCCCUUCCAUCACGAAGGUGUUCGAGGUGAUGAAAAAAGGAAAAUCAACAGGGAGUUUGCUGACACCACCAGCCAGAAGCGAAUCCGAGAAACAGGAACCCACCUGGAAAACGAAAAUAGCUGAUCGGUUAAAACUGAGGCCCAAAGCGCCGGCAGAUGACAUGUUUGGAGUAGGAACUCAAAAAACCAACACCGAUCCUGCCAAAAGGAAAAACAUCAAACGCAGACACACACUGGGAGGGCACAGGGAUGCUACUGAAAUCAGUGUUUUGAAUUUCUGGAGAGCGCAGGAGCAGAGUGGGGACAGAGAAUCCGAACUCUCAGCUGUGACUCGGUUGAAGCCCAAAUGCUCAGCCCAGGACCUGUCCAUCUCAGACUGGCUGGCCAGGGAGCGGCUACGCACCAGCACGGCCGACCUGAGCAGAGGGGACGCGGGGGACCCCCAGCCCCAGAGCCUUAGCACGUUAGACAUACCCACCACGGACCCAGCCCUGUCUUCUCAGUCCCAUGCAGACAGUUCUCCCAGCACCUUGGCUUCAACUAACAGGCCCCCUCUUUCCACACCACCACAGUCACCUGACCAAAUCAAUGGAGAAAGCUUCCAGAACACGAGCCAGAACGCCAGUUCUGCAGCGACAGCCCAACCUCAUCAACUGUCCGAAACCCCAGGCAACAAAGCACAGUUCCAUCCCUGUCUUUAAACUGGGGGUACGUCCACUCCAGCGAAUAAAAGCUACUGUUACACGUUCCAUAACUCUGUAAAUAUUUUCUUGUACCAGAAUUGUUAUUAUGCAGCCUUCAUUUGGGCUGGUUUCAUCAUUUUGCACUGUGAAAUAGCUUUACAGUGCAUUACUACAGCCAGAAGAACAUAUAUAUAUAUUUAAAAAUAUAUUGGAUAGUUGUAUACAAACGAGCAAGGUUAUUUGUUGCGACUCAACGCAUAGUGCAUACACCCAAGAUUACUGAAGAAAAUAGCUGGCAUUAGUAUGCAGCAAAUGUGUUCUUUUGGUUUCAUCACUAACAAAAGUGCCUCAUCAUAAAAAUACAUUUGGUUUUUAGGGUGCCAUAUUGUUAAAAUUAGAUAACUUACACUGAGUAAACAAAUGCGUUUUAUUGGUAACAAAUUUCAUCACAUUUACCAGUUUUAACACAGGUAGAUACAGAACUUCCAUUCUCUAGUCAUUCCAGGUGGAUCUCUGAGUUUUCUAUUCAAACUUUUAAUACAGUUUUUGAGUUUUGUGUGACUUGAAUUUUUAAUCUUUCUGUAAAAUACGUAACUUAAAUGAACAUAUUAUAUGUGUAUCUUUUCUUCAGAUACCAGAUUUGAUAUAAAUGUUGUAACAUAGGUGUGUAGAUAGUGACCUGGAUGGAACUGGCUUCUUUAUGGAGAAGAAUAUAAUUCUGCAUGAGGACUUAAUGGAUCCAAACCUGUGUCAUGCCUGUGUGCAUACCCAAUUAAACACUGGAAAUAAAAAUUGUU
This is a messenger RNA of Eubalaena glacialis (North Atlantic right whale), 7081 nucleotides long. RefSeq names its product Rho GTPase activating protein 21 (gene ARHGAP21). NCBI's taxonomy places the organism in Eukaryota, Metazoa, Chordata, Mammalia, Artiodactyla, Balaenidae. Bases 462 to 6302 code for a protein of 1946 amino acids. The transcript is spliced from 25 exons. Gene Ontology annotation, molecular function: protein binding. The record is from RefSeq and is a predicted model, not a curated record. Gene Ontology annotation, biological process: Golgi localization; signal transduction.